Messenger RNA from Nyctereutes procyonoides (raccoon dog), 2981 nucleotides. RefSeq names its product N-acetylglutamate synthase (gene NAGS). Bases 90 to 1703 code for a protein of 537 amino acids. NCBI's taxonomy places the organism in Eukaryota, Metazoa, Chordata, Mammalia, Carnivora, Canidae. Gene Ontology annotation, cellular component: mitochondrial matrix. Gene Ontology annotation, molecular function: arginine binding; L-glutamate N-acetyltransferase activity, acting on acetyl-CoA as donor. The transcript is spliced from 7 exons. Gene Ontology annotation, biological process: glutamate metabolic process; L-arginine biosynthetic process. The record is from RefSeq and is a predicted model, not a curated record.
CCCCGCCUUGCAGCAGGUUAAGAGCCCCCCCAGGACCCGGAGCUCGGGACAGAAGCGCACUCGUGGGGGGGCCAGCCCGUCUGGUUGUCAUGGCGACGGCGCGGUUGGCCUGGGCCCUGCGGGCCACCUCUGCGGGAGGAAGGCUGCGCGGUCCCCGAAGCACCGGGGACGCCCGGAGACUGAGCGGCAGCACACGACGGCGGGCGGCCAGGGGCGCCAGCCCGGGGCGCCGGCUCAGCACCGCCUGGGCGCCCGCCCAGCCGGUACGAGAAGGGACCGAGGGCGCCGAGGACGACACCCACGCGCCUGCCGCGGAGGAGCCGGAGUGGCCGCCGCCCCCCGCGCCCCCGGUCCCCCCCGAGCCCCUCGAGCCCCCCGGGCCCCCGGCAGGCCGCUCGCUGGUGCAGCGGGACAUCCAGGCCUUUCUGAACCAGUGCGGAGCCAGCCCCGGGGAGGCGCGCCACUGGCUCACGCAGUUCCAGACCUGCUACCACUCCGCGGACAAGCCCUUCGCCGUCAUCGAGGUGGACGAGGAGGUACUCAAGUGCAGUCGGGCCGUAUCCAGCCUGGCCUUCGCCCUGGCAUUCCUGCAGCGCAUGGACAUGAAGCCACUGGUAGUCCUCGGGCUGCCGGCUCCCACCGCGCCCUCCGGCUGCCUUUCCUUCUGGGAGGCCAAGGCACAACUUGCCCAGCACUGCAAGGUGCUGGUGGAUGAGCUGCGGCACAACGCUGCCACUGCCGUGCCUUUUUUUGGUGGUGGGUCGGUGCUGGGAGCUGCUGAGCCAGCCCCUCAUGCCAGCUACGGUGGCAUCGUCUCAGUGGAGACCGACCUGCUACAGUGGUGCCUGGAGUCGGGCAGCAUUCCCAUCUUGUGCCCCAUCGGGGAGACGACCGCACGCCGUUCGGUGCUCCUCGACUCGCUGGAGGUGACCGCGGCUCUAGCCAAGGCGCUGCAGCCUACCAAAAUCAUCUUCCUCAAUACCACCGGAGGCCUGCACGAUGGCACUCAAAAGGUCCUGAGUAAUGUGAACCUGCCCGCUGAUCUGGACCUGGUGACCAAUGCCGAGUGGGUGAGCACCAAGGAACGGCAGCAGAUGCGGCUCAUUGUGGACGUGCUCAGCCGCCUGCCCCACCACUCCUCGGCCGUCAUCACCUCCGCCAGCACGCUGCUCACCGAGCUCUUCAGCAACAAGGGGUCCGGGACCCUGUUCAAGAACGCCGAGCGGAUGCUGCGGGUGCGAAGCCUAGACAGCCUGGACCAGGGCCGCCUAGUGAACCUGGUCAACGCCAGCUUCGGCAAGAAGCUCCGGGAUGACUACUUGGCUUCGCUGCGCCCCCGGCUGCACUCAGUCUACGUCUCUGAGGGGUACAACGCGGCCGCCAUUCUGACCACAGAGCCCGUCCUGGGGGGCACCCCGUAUCUAGACAAAUUUGUGGUGAGCUCCAGCCGCCAGGGCCAAGGCUCUGGCCAGAUGCUGUGGGAGUGCCUGCGGCGGGACCUGCAGACGCUUUUCUGGCGCUCCCGGGUCACUAACCCCAUCAAUCCCUGGUACUUCAAACACAGUGAUGGCAGCUUCUCCAACAAGCAGUGGAUCUUCUUCUGGUUUGGUCUGGCCGAUAUCCGGGACUCUUACGAGCUGGUCAACCAUGCCAAGGGACUGCCGGACUCCUUCUGCAAGCCAGCUUCUGACCCAGGCAGCUGACCCUCACCACCAACCUGCAGGCCCUGGGACAACCAGGUGAACCAAAAGCCAUGCCUGCUGGAGGAGCUCCCAAGCAGCCACAGGCUGGACCAGGCUUGAUGGCUAAGUGAUCUGCAGAGGAGGAAGCAACCCCUACUCUACUCUGUCCAGAGGGGGAUGCCCAAAUGGGCACAAGCACAGGAAGAAGGGUGUGCCAAGACACACCCCCACCCCCCAUCACUGGCUCCAAAGCUAUAACCAGAUGGCCUUCAAUUUUCAGUCUAGGGAUUUGGGAGGUGAGGGUGGGGGGCUGGCCUUCUAGGGCUCUACUCAGGGCUAACCUUAAAGGUGGGCCAGUUUCUGUGGUCUCUGUGCUGUUUCAAGGCUCCCUUGCUCAAAAGACCACCCCCCAUUUGCUUGAUAUUCCACCACGUAUUUUAAUUCCUUCGGGUCUUACAACUUUUCAGGAGGCCUUGAUUAAAACACAAAUACUUGUCUGAGAGUCAGCUCACACUUAAGAAGAAAUGAGCAGUGCCCUUCUGGGAGCAAGAUCUUGAGGGCUGGAGAACCAGGGGACUCCUAGAGGGAAGAGAAGAGCUAAAAGAGAUGGGAGUGCCCCAAAGAUGUAUGUUGUCACUGUCUCCCUCACCUAGGUGUCAGCAGCCCCCGGAGGGGCUCCCCUCCAUCCCCCAGUCAGACCAAUAGCAAUUCCAGCUCUUUCCAACCCAGACCCAGACUUGGAUGUUUCCCUCUAGACCCCACUGGAAGCUGUCACCAUCUGCGGGAACAGAAUAUCUCAGCAGGUGGGAGUCCAAAGCCAGAGAUUUCGUUUCGCAUUUUUGACUCCCACCAUGUGCCAUGCCCAUACUGCCUGCUGGGCUAUUUUCAAUCAGGAGGUACAUGGACAAGUAGGGAGAGGACCACCAUGGCACAGCAGAGCCACACCAGAACAGACCCAUGAGCAGCCUCUGACUUCCUCAGGAGAGGGGUGACACAGCUGUGCGUGGGCAUUAGACAGGUCCGACCUGGAAUCCAGCUGUGGCUGUGGCUGUAUUUGCUAUGUGGCUUGAAGUAAGCUGCUCGCCUUCUCUGAGCUUCCAUUUCCUCAUCUGUAAGAUGUAAAACCCUCACAGUGAACACUUAACAUUAGUUCUCCCCACUAGCUGCCCUCACCAAAGGUUUCUUCCAAAAAAUCAGGAGGAGAAAAGGGGAGAAAAAGGCUAAGACACAGGAACUGGGGACAGAUCAAAAGCAAACUAUAGGGAGGAUCCUGACUAGAGAGCCAAAGGCCUGUGGGAA